AUGUCUGGAAUAUAUUCGGUCGAAGACCUGUUGAAGCUACGAGCGUCGCCACUAAUAUGUAAACCCCCAAAUCUGCCAGCGAUCGAAGAAUGGAUGGGACCGCCAGAACCGAGCGGCAGGAGACCUGCUCCACGCACGAGCAAAGAUGAACCGCUUAUACAGACUGAAACCUUCCAAAAGAGGCCCACACUCCUCGACUCCCAACGACGAACAACUACCGACCCCGAUCGCAUCGUACUUGGCCCACCUCGCCGCUCCUUCGCUUCUUCCAAUGCGCGCGCCCUCGGCAGAGCACAGGAUGCGCCAGACGAGAAAGAUCGCACUACUUUGGGGGACAGGACGAAGACUGGCGAAGAGCUAGAGCGACAUCACGAGCGAAGACAUACUCAGACAAAUGGGCGCUACACCAAUCGCCAACAGAGUGAAGAUCCGGAGCCUGAAGGCCGUCGUGACUACGACCGUAGGCCAAAGUGGGCAGGAAGAGAUCGGGGUGAUCCUGACCCAGACAACGAUCAAGCUCUGGAAGAACCAUCGCGUGGCCCAAGACGAGAUACACUAUCGAGGGCUAAGCUGUCGCAGUCGUGGUUCAGAAAGGACACUGGUGACGCUGAGGAGGACAAGGCCCCAGACUGGCGUCGGGAUCGAGGCAGAGACCGUGAUUGGGAUCGGGACCGCAAUGCCAAAGCCGAGGCGGAGCCUGAAUGGAUGGACUCGGCCGAACCCGAGGAACCGUUCCAAGCCCGUACCCAAGAAGACUUCCAACGGUGGAAAGAGCGCAUGAAAGCUGGGGGAGCAGCACCGCUCGAGACCGCUGUCGCCAGUCCGCCACCCGAGGAGAAACCUUUAGCCAGACGAGUUGUCUCGGCCGAACCAGACGACUCGAUGGACAAGUUCUUAGCUAGGUUCGAGUCCAAAGCUACUGAGCAGAAGGCCGCGACCGUUAAGCCGCAUGGCAAGAGCAAAUUCGCCUCGCUGUUCAGUCCUGCAGCCGAGCAAAACAAGCAGGUCGAAUUUCCUUCGCAGCCACAGCUCCCAUUUACAGAAAGACCUUCGUCUGCUGAAGCAGCUGGUCCUGCCACUGAUGCUGACCAGGCCGGAUUUGCGCGCAUUCUGGAAAUGCUACAGACUCGUAGCAACAAUCCCACCCCCCAGAGCCAAGAGGCACCGAAACCGAGAACGUCACUCUAUGCUAGAGCUCCUGAACAGAAAGCCGAACCCGAAUCGGGGCCUCCUCAGCUCGAUCUGAUCGCGCUUCUGGCUGGUGAGAACGAAGCGGCACAACAAAAGCGGCUAGAUCAGGACCAACCCUCUGCACCGCAACAUCGAUCGAUUGAUACCAAACCACCUGUCUCACAACCCAUCCACACACGGCAACAAUCGAGCAUCAACAAGGAUGAAGUUCUCUUGAGCCUGCUCCGCCAAGCGAGUUUGGCACCAAAACCGCAACCACCACCUCCUGCGGGAAGUGGCCAUAUGUUUGCAUCAGCGAAUGAUGCAGGCAAUCGACCUAUCGCUUCCCGUGGAGCUGCCAUUUCUCCCAUUCAAGCGGAACAAAAUGCCUUCAGAGCAGCCACUCGAGCGUCGAUGUUUGAUGAAUCGCCCGUGUCCAUGUACUCGAGCGACCAGGCUACAAGAGAGCCGGGCACAAGACGGCCUACCAACGGUGGUCAACCUUCGCAGGAAGAUCUUCUGAUUUCAUUCCUUCGAGGCCAGCAAUCCCAGCAGAGACCGGCGCAAACCCCACAACAAACUGCGCAGGGUUAUCCACCUGGUCUCCACCGACCUCCUGGGUUGGACCAGGUACCACGGCAGAACCCGAACUGGGUUGCUCAGCAGGCGCAAGCCCAACAGCAACCACCUCGCCAGCCAUCGCUCCCUCCAGGCCUGGCUAACAUUCCCCGUAGCAUGUCAGGUGCGCCUUAUGGACAACCGCAGCAGAUCCCUAUACAACAAGUCCAACAACAGCGGCCACAACAACCCCAACGCAAAUAUACCUCAGAGUCAGCCAUGCCUCCUCCAAACCUGCCCCCAGGGAUGUAUCCGCCUCCCGGGUUCAUGAACGCCGGUCCACCGCUCGGCUUUCCUGGUGGAAUGGCAAACCAUCCGGCCGCCAGGUUUGGGGGUGACCCGGGACCGCAACAACGCGCUUUUAUGGAAAUGUAUGGUGAAGUAGGAGGUCGUGGAUUGGGACUGAGAGGUGGCGCGGGCAACGGUGGCAUGCCACCCUAUCGAUAA
Messenger RNA from Cladophialophora yegresii CBS 114405, 2235 nucleotides. RefSeq lists its product as uncharacterized. The record is from RefSeq and is a predicted model, not a curated record. NCBI's taxonomy places the organism in Eukaryota, Fungi, Ascomycota, Eurotiomycetes, Chaetothyriales, Herpotrichiellaceae. The transcript has 3 exons. Bases 1 to 2235 code for a protein of 744 amino acids.